Cydia fagiglandana is the source of this 1860-nucleotide messenger RNA. RefSeq lists its product as uncharacterized. Lineage: Eukaryota; Metazoa; Arthropoda; Insecta; Lepidoptera; Tortricidae. The annotation marks the transcript as partial. The record is from RefSeq and is a predicted model, not a curated record. The transcript has 14 exons.
ACAGUGAAUAAUUGUAUAACGGGUAAAUAAACCAUGGCUCGCAAAGGGCAGGUUGCUAUCCAGGACUCCGUUGAAACGGAUGAGGAGUUUGAGAAUUAUCUCAAUGCAAAUAUGCUGAGGUUGAUAUGUAUGGAAGUGUACUCGGAUUUCUGCGGCCCCUGUCUCGCCACCGCGUUCGCCGUGCGCAGGGGCAAGAUGGAGAUAGGGCAAGACCGGAUCGCUAUGGUCAAGGCCAUGUCCGACAAUAUCACCGCACUUUCUCGAUUCAAAUACAAAAGUGAACCAUUAUUUCUCUUCAUAUCGAAAGGCAAGCUGACCCGCGCGCUGUUCGGUGCGAACGGGAUCGAGCUGUGUCGUCUCAUCGAGGAAGAGCUGGCACUGACACAGAAGGAGCUUGACACUGGCGAGGAGCGCCCUAAGCAGGAGAUUACUGACCAGCUGCCUGAGGAGGCAGCGCGAAUCGAAGAAGAAGAAGUGCAAGAAGCUCAGGUGAAAGCGGAGGAAGAGCGCAUUCGAGUCGUCACACUAGCGGCCCGCAAGAAACGAGUCUCCGAAAGGCUGUCACAGUCCGUGGCCCACCUCAACUUUAUACUGUUCUUUCCGCACUGCCACCAGGCUUACUAUGACCUCUACGAGAAUUGGGAUAUGCUCAACAUACAAGUAUCAGCCAAGGAGGAGAUCCAGAUAACAGAGGAAAUGGUACCCGAGGUGUUGUACAUGAGCGACGUGGAACCCAACGAGGCCUGCGUCCACGCGCUCUGCAGCGGGAAGGCGCUCGUCGUGCUGUUCAAGUUCUUUGACAACGACCACAGGAGCUUCGUGAAUGUGCUUCGCCACUUUCUGUACGAGGUGAUCCCAGAGCCUAAAGAAGACUUGCCCCCGGAGAAGCAAAUCCCGCCCAUUCCGGCAUACGAGCGCUACGCCUCCAUCAGCAAGACACCGCGACAAGUGCGGCGCGACCGUUACAAUGCCAUGUUGAAAAGACAGAAAGAAGAGGAGGAGGAACGACUGCGUCUGGAGAGGGAGCAGGCGCGACUGGCGCGGGAGGCCGAAGAGGAGCGCCUAGCGCAGGAGAAACAGCGCAAGGAGGAGGAGAAAAUGGCGCGCAUCGCGGCUGGGUUGCCCGCGUCGCCGGAGCCCGAACCAGUGACGGAGGAGGAGCAACUGCCAGAGAAGGAAGAGGGGGAGCGACCAGAGGGGGAACUGCCUGAAGGGGUGCUGCCUGAAGGAGAGAAGGCGGAGCAGACGGAGGACAUAGAGGAACCUCCGGUUGAAGAAGCCCCUCCCGAGAAGGUAGUCGAGGAGUUCCACUCGGACGUGGAGGUGGAGGAUGAGGAGUACAUCCCCCCGGGCGGUCUGUUCGUGCCCGGCCUGUACACGCCGCCCAAUAACCUCGCCAAAGCCAACGGACUGAAGCUGUUCUUCCCUAAGGUGAUCGCAUCGCUGACUAAGAUAGAGUCGGAGCACCUGCCGCCACACACGCUGGUGAUGUUCCCGGCUGACAAGCGCGAUGGCGUCAAGGAGAUCGUCGAACAAUGUCCUGAAGAGAUACUCCAUAUGGGGAUCUUCCACGGCGAAGAUUUGUACUCGAUGGAGCACGUGGCUUACACAAUCAAGCAGUAUGACAAAUUGGAGCGAAACUAUUACUACAGAUCAAAAGACCGCGUGGCGGUGAUGGUGUCCCGUAAGAGGAGUCUGCCGCUGCUGCAGCUGGCCGGGCUCAACCCGACCUACAUCAGCAUCGACCCUCCUACGGCCGUGCGAGACUGUCUUACCCUCUUCCCUGUGGGCUACGGAGACGAUUAUGAGGAGGAAGAGACCGUAGAGGAAGAGACCGUCGUUGAGGAGGAGAUUGUGAUG